GUCGGAUCUUCGGUGCGGGGUGGAGCGGAGAGAAUGUAGCGUUGAGGAUUUUAACAAGAAACAAUUUAAGAAUCGCGCUCCUGGCCGUGCGAAAAGCGCCUGGUCGAAUCGUUUAAAUGUCCCCUUUGGUAGCGUGGAUUGCGUGUGUUUAGUACCCGGUGUGCUGCCGUUACAGACUGUGUUGUUUUCGUGCCGGCAAGCCAACCAAUUUGAAACCCCCCAAAAAAGUUUCCACUUUUUCAUUCCCCCAGAAAAGUGACAAUUAUUCGUGGCCGUGGUCGGCGGAUGCAGCUGCAAAGCGGGCGGCGAUUGAAGUAGUGCAAUCCGGCGCAAGUCCUCGCCAUUUGUUUAUGUUGAUAAGCAGUGUUUGUGGAGCAACAACAAGAAAGUGCAGCUCAGAGUGAAAUUGCCACGGUUAUUAAGUGGUUGUGGUUGCUUGGUGUACGUGCAGAAAACCUAAAACAGACAUCCCGAGAAAAAGGGGAAGCAGCGCAAAAGGAGGAGGAGGAGCAGCAGCGGCGACGUCUCUGUUGUUUUUGUUUGGCUGUGAGAGAGAGGGAAAGAGCGGCGAAGAACACGCGGCUCUUUCGAAAAAAAAAGGGCGGGAAGGCCCUUUCUGCUCAAAGGAAACCAAAUCCCACUGAAUAUCCGUAACUCUGCCCGCCGGAAAUGUCAAAGGGGGGCGAGCACAAGCGCGUCACCCUCACCUCGAUCAUCCAGGGCGAUGCGGGCUUCUCGCGCUUCGGCAGCAACUUCCUGGAGCCUGAUGCUCCGUCCGCUGCACCCGAAAACAGCUCCAAACCCACGACAAAGACUGCCAAGUGCAUACGCAUCAAACUCGAUCUGUUCGAGACCGAUUCGAACAAGUAUCCCGAGUUUAACUACUCCCGGCUUUUGUAUUUGGAAAAGAAAAAGACCAAAAAGCUGAAGCAGGUGAGCACUACCAAUGGCAUCGCAGGCACUGAUCCCUUUGCCGACAACGAUGACGAUGUGGCACGGAUCGUCAAGGAGCUGGAGGCAAAGUACGGCAACUCCUAUGCCACAGGCAGGGGGAAAAGCAAAAAGGACGACUACCGGGACAUUGGAAUGGGCUACGAUGAGUCGGACUCAUUCAUCGACAACACGGAAGCCUACGACGAAAUCAUACCGGAGGAGGCGGAAACUCUGGAGGGCGGUUUCUACAUCAACUGUGGCGCACUGGAGUUCAAGAACCUCAGCAAGAAGUCCUACACCACACGAACAGAUGCCAUCAUCAAAAUGCCAGAGCGAUCACGCAAGCGCAUGGUCUCGUCCAGCUCGGAAAGCUCAUCGUCAUCCUCGGACGAUGAUGACGAAAACGAUGAUGGCAACAAUGAGGAGGAGGACGAGAGCGACUCCGAGGACGACUCCGAGGAGAAUGAUGAAAGCGACUCCGAAGACGACUCCGAGAGUGAAAGUCUCGAGGACGAGGACUCUGCUGCCACAGCCAAAUCCAGCAGCAAGUACAAAGACAAUCAUCAAGCUAAGCGGGCCAAGGUCAUCGUCACGGGCAAAUCCAAACCAAGCGCAAGUUCUUCGACGAGUGGCAAGAAGCCGCCGACUAAGCCGAUCACCACUUCCUCAUCCUCAAACUCGCCACGACCCAGCACGGUGGAGAUUUCGGACACGGAAGACGGCCAAGACCCUAUCCAGACUCAGCCAUCAAGCCAGCUUCAGGCCCUGCCGCAGAGUCAGGCCCAGGCGCAAGCUUUAAAGAAGGUGGUAAAGACCACAACGGUCAAGGACAUGCUAAAGGCCAAGCGAGACAGCUUCCUAAAGUCGCAGAGCGGCACGGCAGCUGUCAAGGGCGUCGGCAACGGCGAGCUGAAGUGUGUUUCCACCGACGUGUCCAGCAGCGACAGCAGCGAUAUGGACUCUGAGCAAGGCCGUUCAGAUAGGCAGGCCGGUCAGCAAGGCAAGGAUGGGCAGGAAAAUCUUCGUACCGCCGACACUCUGCUGCCCACCACAUUGGAUGCGGACAUUGUGACCGCAGUCAACAGCUUCAAAGAAGCGGUGAAGAGUCGAGACAUGUGCGGCAAGAAGUUUAAUCUGGAUGUGAAGCUUUCGCCACUACUGCUUCGGGUGUACGAGGCGGUGCUGUGCACGGACCGCAACGAGCGCAACAUGGUCUUCUCCCACAUCGAGUAUCAGCUGCAACUGCCGAAGUACUACAUGCUGCGCAAAGGGAAACAAGUGCGUGCGAAGGAGGAGAAGAGGAAGUCCACCAUCAUGCUGGAGAAGCUGCGGCGGGCUGUUGCUGUGGUCAUGCCUAAGGCGGUAGCCAACUAUGAGACGGAACUGCGCACAUUUGCUGAACAGGCAGCUGCGGAAGUGAACUCCGAGCUGCCGCCCAAAAUGCCGCGCAAGAAGUUUCAGUGGACCAGCGAGUUACGCCAUCUGCUGUACGAUGUGUACCAAGCGCGUUGGACGUCCUACGCUUUCCUAGCCAAGCGCAAGGACUCGUUGGAGGAGUUCAUCAAUUGGUAUCUCAAGGAAAAGGUGGUGGAACUGUGGCCGCCAGGCUGGAUGCGUUUGGAUGAGUUGCAAAGGGAAAUAAGCCGCUACAAGAACGCCAAGCUGAAAGCAAAGGAGAAGCUAAAGGCACCGCCGGCGUCUGCAUCACCCAAGCCCGUUGGGGUUGUAUCUGCUCCUGAGCAAAUACCGCCGGCAAGCAGCUACCUAAAGCCAGUGGAGGACCCUCGAUCUCGAGGUAACUCCGAUACGGACUCAGCUACAAGUGCCUCCUCCAACAGUCUGAAGCGAAAGCUGAAGGAGAUGCCCAAACAGACCAGCAAGCCGCCGAAGAAAAAGGUGGCCAAGCAGUUACCGCUGCAACCGCAACUUAAUCCGCAUCCGCAAUUCCAGCUGGCGCCUGCUGCCACGGCGGCUGUCAGUAUGCCAGCCAUUAGCAAUAACAACAACCACCUGCCCCACCUGGACACGCUGCUCUCCAUGCCGAGCACCUCGGCUCAGGCAGCAGCACUCAAUGCCGCCGCCGUAGCAGCCAGUACGGUUCUGGAUCUGGCAUCCCCUAUCCGGAAAAUGGACCUUAACACCAGCAGUAAUUUCUACAAGCUGAUCACGGCCGCCACCCAGGCAGCCAGCGGGAAUCCCAGUCCGCAUUCUGGCGACGGCCAAGCCAAGGUGAUUGUGGGAGCUCGGCCCUCUCCCCAUGUGAUCAACCUUGAUGACUAUCAAUGCACCAGCGAUAUACUUCAGACGUCCAAGCAGCUAGCUGCCACCACCACUGUCAUCACCGCCAUCUCUAAGGCCGCGCAAACGACGUCGGUGGCCAGGGAAAGCAGCAGCGAGUCGGAUGGCGUUGAGAUUGUGGGAGUUUUUCCUGCCUCUAAGCCCCAAAAGAAAGUCCAGUCUAAGCCCAAGAACAAGACUCAGAACAGAGGAAGAUCGUCCUUGGGUGCGGUAGGGCAAGUAAAUGGAUCCCUGGGCUACAGCGCGAAUAACAUGUACAUCUACAACAGCCCCAGAACGCUGGGACCAGUGUACGAUCUCACCGAUCCGCAUAUAAUGAAAACCAUGUCAAAUCUAAAGGAGAUGGAAAAGCAAUUCAUUCAAGCGGCCUUCUCGCCGAACAGCGUGAAGGGCGCAAGCGGAGGAAUGGGAUCCUCAGCGCCCAGUACGCCCACGCGCCAAUGACAUUCGGGAUCGGCCGCACAGCAGCCCCUUCCGGCUGCUGUAACGGCCUUUUACAACCAGGAGGCGAUGGCCGCCGCCAUCGUGCUUUCCACGAUGAGCCACGCCUCGCCGCGCUACGACCUGCUGGCCAACGGCUCCGUUUCCAUGUCCGCCGCCCAGGUGGGAGCCUCUGCCAACACACUGCCACAAGUAUUCGUUAAACCCAGCCUGCCGCAGCCUAGCGCUGCCGGCGAUGUGGUGACCACGACUGGAGCUGCUCGCCCAUCCACGCAACAACUGCCCACAAAGUUCAUUUAGCUAGGGUCACUCAGCUCGUUCCCUUGCGAUUCUAAUCUAAGAUUCUAGUGCUGAUUCUAGGUAGGUUUCAUUCGCAGCUGUGUCUGCCGAUUUUCCAAUUAUUGCACCAGUUUAAUUAUUGUUUCUCAUUGAGUCGUUUACCAACUAAGUCAGUGUACUAUGCAAGCAUUAAUAAAGCAAAUUUAUAUAUAUUUA
This is a messenger RNA of Drosophila sechellia, 4167 nucleotides long. It is a transcript of the gene yem, whose product is annotated as yemanuclein. The coding region runs from base 670 to 3675 and encodes 1001 amino acids. Gene Ontology annotation, biological process: chromatin organization. Gene Ontology annotation, cellular component: nucleus. The record is from RefSeq and is a predicted model, not a curated record. The transcript has 6 exons. NCBI's taxonomy places the organism in Eukaryota, Metazoa, Arthropoda, Insecta, Diptera, Drosophilidae.